Messenger RNA from Python bivittatus (Burmese python), 1147 nucleotides. RefSeq names its product riboflavin-binding protein-like. The record is from RefSeq and is a predicted model, not a curated record. Gene Ontology annotation, cellular component: external side of plasma membrane. Lineage: Eukaryota; Metazoa; Chordata; Lepidosauria; Squamata; Pythonidae. Gene Ontology annotation, molecular function: riboflavin transmembrane transporter activity; riboflavin binding; signaling receptor activity.
UUAGCUUUUACAAAGGUUCAAGAAGCCUGCAAACUAUGGCUUUUGCUGAUAAUCAACAUAUACAGAGGGUACAAUAGACAGAAAAGACCACGAACUUUUUUUAACUCAGUUUCCUUCCAGAGGCAAAAGAACAGAAAGCCAGCAAAAGAGGAGCCUUUACAAGAAUAGCAGUAACAAGAAGAUGUUGCAAUUUUCAGUGCUCCUAUUCCUUGCUGUCUCAGUGCCUAGCACUGGAAAGAGACAAACAUGUCUGGAAGGGGCUGGUCACAAGCCAACGCCUACCCAAGAGAAUGACUUGCAGGAAUGUACCCUAUAUGCCAAAUCUGCCUGUUGCUUUGCAAACAUUACAGAAGAACUAGCUCAUUCACCAGUCAUUAAAAUAAAUACUACCUUCUGGAACAGAUGUGGAAAUCUUACUAAAAUGUGUGAAACUUACAUGAAGAAAAUAGAGUGCUUUUAUCGGUGCUCACCAUAUGCCGCUCACUGGGCUGAUCACCAAUAUGCAGCUGCUAUUUCUUCUGUUCCCAUAUGCCAAAGGUUCUGUGAUAACUGGUAUGAAUCUUGUAAAAACGAUCUCACUUGUGUCAGCAAUUGGUUGACUGAUUGGGAAAUCGAUGAUAAGAGAGAGAAUCACUGUAAGAAUGAGUGCAUCCCAUACAGUGAGAUGUAUGCCAAUGGAAGAGAAAUGUGUGAGACCAUGUGGGGUGAUUCACUGGAGGUAAGCGACUCCUCUUGUCUCUGCCUGGAGAUGGAUGAAAUGGAUCCCAAGGCAAUCAAGCUAAUUCAGGAUAGAUCCAGCAGCAGCAGCAGCAGCAGCAGCAGCAGCAGCAGCAACAAUGAAGAAGAACAAUUCUGCCGCCUCAGGAUGAAGAAGAUAAGAGAGCUGGAGGAGGAGAAUAAAGAAGGCAUGGAAAAAUAGUGAGCACUCAAGUUUGGUGUUAUGUGAAUUCUGUGAGCCUUCAUCUGACAGAUAUCCUACCUGAAGAUCACCAGGAAUGCAUCAGGCAGUGUCUGUUUCAGCAUAUGUCUACUCUGGCACCAAAGUAAAAUUAGAAGCUAAGCAGAUUGCUGAUUUCCAGUGUUCUACUAACCAUCAAUCAAUGAAUGAAUGAAUGAAUAAAUAAAUAAAUAAAUAAAUAAAUAAGGA